Messenger RNA from Moneuplotes crassus, 1020 nucleotides. Lineage: Eukaryota; Ciliophora; Spirotrichea; Euplotida; Euplotidae. The record is from the annotation of a GenBank genome assembly.
AUGACGUGAAAACCAAAAGGAGUAGUGAUAAGAACCAUCCUGGUGACGUCUUGUACAAGAAGAAAAUCAAUAAGAAAAAUGUUUAACAAAAGUCACAAUAAAUGUAUGAUGAAAGACAAAUAUAUAACAGACUGAGCUCGUAGCUUUGCUCAGAAUUUAAGAAAAAGUUUAAACAUUCUAGAACAAAAUAUUGAAGAUCAUUAUACUAUCGGAAAAGUUAUUGGAAUUGGUCACUAUGGAACUGUUCGAGAGGGAUGGAAACUCUCUGACGACUCCAAAGUAGCAAUUAAGGUAUUUGAACUUAAAACAUUACAGAAGACAUUCAAAUCAAUCUGUUGAGAAGUUUCUUCUUUACAAAAAGCCUCUCAUAACAACAUUAUCGAUCUUCACCAAGUCUUUAUGGACGAAACCUGAUGAUACUUGGUUCUAGAAUAUGUAGAAGGAGUUGACCUUUCUGAUUUGAUCAUGGAUGGUUAUGAGUUAAAAGAGAGGGAAGUUAAGUACAUUUUGCAACAGAUAACUUCAACUAUCAACUAUCUUCACUCUAUUCACAUCUGCCACAGAGACAUAAAGUUAGAUAACAUCAUGUUGAAUACUGAUACUUUUGACAUUAAGCUGAUCGAUUUCGGCUUUUCAACAAACUUUAGUGAAGUGGAUCACCUAAACUGUAAAUGUGGAACUCCUUAUUAUGUUGCUCCUGAAGUCCUAAAAGGAAACUAUGGCAAAGAAUGAGACAUGUGGAGCAUCGGCAUUAUGGCAUACUACAUGCUAACUGGGAAUCCCCCAUUUCAUUCAGAAAGUGAUUCUGAAUUAUUCAAUUCUAUUAUGAAGGAUGAAGUUUUAUAUCCUCAAAAGGUAUGGGAAAGUAUCUCUCCAGAGGCAAAAGGCUUUAUUGAGAAACUCUUAAUCAAAGAUCCAAGCAAAAGAAUGACUGCUGAAGAAUCUCUUGAGCAUCCUUGGCUUAGUGAUGAAGACAUAUCAAGCACGGCAAGAUCUAACACUAGGUGUGGAUCAAUUUAA